This is a messenger RNA of Fukomys damarensis (Damara mole-rat), 2055 nucleotides long. It is a transcript of the gene Serinc1, whose product is annotated as serine incorporator 1. The coding region runs from base 79 to 1440 and encodes 453 amino acids. The record is from RefSeq and is a predicted model, not a curated record. Gene Ontology annotation, cellular component: membrane. NCBI's taxonomy places the organism in Eukaryota, Metazoa, Chordata, Mammalia, Rodentia, Bathyergidae. The transcript has 10 exons.
CGCUAGUAAAUAAUCCCAGGCAGCCAAGGAAGAAACUGUCUCCAUUUUGUUGGCAUCGUCCCCGUGGACGCGGUCGCCAUGGGGGGCGUGCUGGGGCUGUGCUCGGUGGCGAGCUGGAUCCCAUGUCUCUGUGGCAGUGCUCCCUGUCUGCUGUGCCGAUGCUGUCCCAGUGGGAACAACUCCACGGUGACUAGGUUGAUCUACGCACUCUUCUUGCUUGUCGGUGUGUGUGUGGCUUGUGUCAUGUUGAUACCAGGAAUGGAAGAACAGCUGAAUAAGAUUCCUGGAUUUUGUGAGAACGAGAAAGGUGUUGUUCCCUGUAGUAUUCUGGUUGGCUACAAAGCUGUGUAUCGCUUGUGCUUUGGCUUGGCCAUGUUCUACCUUCUCCUCUCUCUGCUCAUGAUCAAGGUGAAGAGCAGCAGCGACCCUAGAGCUGCCGUGCAUAAUGGAUUUUGGUUCUUUAAAUUUGCUGCCGCAAUUGCAAUUAUUAUAGGGGCAUUCUUCAUUCCAGAAGGAACAUUUACAACAGUGUGGUUCUACGUGGGCAUGGCAGGGGCCUUCUGCUUCAUCCUCAUCCAGCUGGUCCUGCUGAUUGACUUUGCCCAUUCAUGGAAUGAGUCGUGGGUGGAGAAGAUGGAGGAAGGGAACUCGAGGUGCUGGUAUGCAGCCUUGUUAUCGGCCACAGCUCUGAAUUACCUGCUGUCUUUGGUUGCCGUCAUAUUGUUCUUUGUCUACUACACUCAUCCAGCCAGUUGCUCAGAAAAUAAGGCAUUCAUCAGUGUCAACAUGCUUCUCUGCAUUGGUGCUUCUGUGAUGUCCAUCCUGCCCAGAAUCCAAGAGUCGCAGCCAAGAUCGGGUUUGUUACAGUCUUCAGUAAUUACAGUCUACACAAUGUACCUGACAUGGUCUGCGAUGACCAAUGAGCCAGAAACAAAUUGCAACCCAAGUCUUCUGAGCAUAAUUGGGUUCAACACCACGAGCAGCAGCCCAAAGGAAGGGCAGUCUGUCCAGUGGUGGCAUGCGCAGGGGAUAAUAGGACUCAUCCUCUUUCUUUUGUGUGUCUUUUAUUCCAGCAUCCGCACCUCCAACAACAGUCAGGUUAACAAGCUGACCCUGACGAGCGACGAGUCGACACUGAUAGAAGAUGGGGGAGGCAGGAGUGACGGGUCCCUGGAGGACAGCGACAGUGCUCACCGGGCUGUGGACAACGAGCUGGACGGCGUCACGUACAGCUACUCCUUCUUCCACUUCAUGCUCUUCCUGGCAUCGCUGUACAUUAUGAUGACUCUGACCAACUGGUACAGGUACGAGCCUUCGAGGGAAAUGAAGAGCCAGUGGACAGCCGUGUGGGUGAAAAUCUCCUCCAGCUGGAUCGGCCUGGUGCUGUAUGUGUGGACACUGGUGGCUCCGCUCGUUCUCACAAAUCGUGACUUCGAUUGACGGGGCUUCAGUUCUGCUUUGGUCAUUGCUCAUUGAAAAUUAGCAGUAUUCCCAACUUUUGUAAAGUUGUGUAUGUGUGUGCUUCCUAUGUAACUUCUCCAGUGUUGUUCUGGCAUGAAUUAGAUUUUACUGCCUGCCAUUUUAUUCAUUGUUUUCUUGCCAAGUGCAUUCAUUGUGUGCAGUCAGAGUCCCAGAUGGAGAGUGUGAGUGUGGUGGUGAGCCAGGAGAAGUGGACAUUGGCAGGGGUGGCCUCUGCCCUGUACAUGUGAAGUUAGAAGUACAUAGGAAUUAGAAGUAAAUUAACAGUAAAAACAACUGCCUGAAAGGUUGAUAUUAAAUGUUAGACUAUAAACUCUCUUAGCAUAAAAGUAAAUGUACAGCUGCCUUUUGAAAUAUUUGAUUGUAUUGCCUUACGGAGGACUGCACGGAACAUAACAUGGUUUUGCUAAGAUUAUAUAAACAUGUCACUUAAAUGCAAUAGUCUGGAAAAUGCAAGUUACUCAAAUUUUGUCAGGAUUUCCCUUAAUGUGAAGGUAAGGUGCUUACAUAGGUAGAGUAGUGGGAGGAAGUUUGGGCACAGAGCCUUCAAAGACAGGCAGGUUGUAGUGGGAAUUA